Molecule: messenger RNA, 1872 nt
Organism: Syngnathus acus (greater pipefish)
Lineage: Eukaryota; Metazoa; Chordata; Actinopteri; Syngnathiformes; Syngnathidae
Gene: etv7
Product: ETS variant transcription factor 7
Exons: 7
Coding region: 333-1418 (361 amino acids)
Biological process (GO): cell differentiation; regulation of transcription by RNA polymerase II
Cellular component (GO): nucleus
Molecular function (GO): DNA-binding transcription factor activity, RNA polymerase II-specific; sequence-specific DNA binding
Source: RefSeq, a predicted model, not a curated record
ACUUUGAUCUCUUCUUUUCCUCAAUUCUUUGUCUCUUUUUGAUGAUUGUAUGAAGAGGACAAGCGCUGCUCUGUUUGUAUUUCCCACAGAAACGUCAUCAGCGGUACUUCUUCGAUUUCCGAUUAGGGGGAAUGGUUGUCAGCUGGAUGAACAAGAGCGGCUUCUUCUGGUCAAAGUCGUCUUCACCGUCGUUUAAAAAAACAAAACAAAAAAACACUAAUCUGCUCUAAACUGUGCAUUCCAGCGUGGUGAAAGUUAUUAUUCACACGGAUGGUGGGAUAAAAGAAAGCAUCCGUCAUGUUUUUCGCCCAUUAUCAUAUUGCUGGGACGCAAUGAAUUGUUCCGACCAAUCAGGAUGUUUUGCGCACACGCCACAGGAUGAGCUUGCUUUCGUUUUUCAUUUUCCGGAAGAGUUGAAUACGAAAACACUAGAAACAAAUAAGUUGCGUUCGGUCUUUUCAUCUGAUUACUUGUUCACUUUAAGGCUAAUAUAUUUUUAUUAUUAUUUGGGGAGAGCCGCAAACGGAUAUGUCAAUGUUGGUGAAGGAAUAAAUCCAUCUUUGUGGGAUAGGGAGGACGUUUCCCUCUGGCUUCACUGGGCUCACAAGGAGUACUCACUCCGGCGACCUGAGAAGGCUCACUUUGAGAUGAAUGGCCGGGCCCUGUGCCUGCUCACCAAGGAGGACUUCAGACACCGCUGCCCUAGCUCAGGUGACGUUCUGUAUGAGAUCCUGCAGUGUGUGAUAAAGCAACGGAGGACUGUUGUAUGUCAACCCCCAAAGAGGUCUCACAUCCAAAGCACAGACAGGCCUCAGAUGCAAGUCCCAAAAAUUGAAGAGUCCCUGUCUCCCUCCUCAGACAACACGCGAGCUCCACAAAAACAAGAUGAACCUGAAACACUUAUGGAGGAACCUCUCGAUUUGACCUGCCAAGAGAAACCUCAACAACAAACGCACACACCCGACGGCCGCUUGCCAGAAUGCAGGUUUCUGUGGGAUUAUGUCUACAACCUGCUGUGUGAUGACCAAUAUCAAGAAUACAUCCGAUGGGAAGAUCGUGGCAGCCAGGUGUUCAGGGUGGUGGAUCCCAACGGCCUCGCACGUCUGUGGGGACAUCACAAGAAUCGAGACAAUAUGACCUAUGAAAAAAUGUCUCGUGCUUUAAGACACUAUUACAAACUCAACAUCAUCAAAAAGGAGCAAGGACAAAAACUCCUCUUCAGGUUUCUGAAAACACCACAAGACAUCAGCAAAGAGCUGGAUGACCCUCUGGAGUCUCCAGCAUACUCUCCCCUUCAGGACAAGAACGUUUCAGACAGUAGUCCUUUAUCUGAUUCUGAACGGAACAAGGAACAUUUUGAGGUUUCCCCUUAUCGUACCUCUCCCGAAUGCUCGCCAUCUGCCCCACCGCUGAGAUGAAACAAGUGUUGUGCAACAAGAAUCAUCUUGGUUCUAACUAAGAUUGUCAAUCAUUGACUUGUUUACUUUAUGCUUCCUCUUCUAUGACCUUUAUUGUGAAUCAAUACUUUUAUUUUAAUCACACCAAACACUAUUGAGAAAAAUAACUAUCUAUUUUAUUGAAUGUCUUCAAUUUUUAAUUAUAUUGUACGAGAAGUAUAUUGAAUGUUUGUUGUGUGAUACAUUUUAUACACUACAUAAAUCCUGUUCAUCAAUAAUACUCAUUUUAAUCAUUAAUUGCAAUCCCUGUUUUGUUUAAAAUAAUUAUUAUAAUUUGAACAGCACCAACAGUGUAUCUACAUUAUUUUGGUACAUUUCUCAAGCCUAUCACAAUAGCUUAUUCAUUUUGUUAUUAUAUAUAUAUUUUUUAGUUAAGCUACUUGUUGCUAUGUAUCUACUUAGACGCACAUUGCAG